GUGACUCUGAGACGGUACUACAGGCACUUUGCAAUGGCCAAGUUGAACCUUUGCACUUCGCUUCUGCUCUUGUGCCUGGUCGGGGGCAGCCUGCAGGGAGGAGUAUUUAGACCACAAUCAAAUGGCCGUGGAGCCCUUUACUUCCCAUCCCUGAUAAGGGGUGUAGGAGGUGUGCAGCCAGGAGUUGGAUUGGGACCAGCUGGAGCUAAGGCUGGGAAAUAUCCAGUCUAUGGCACUCAAGGAUUGCCUGCAGGACUGGGAGCUCAGAUCGGAUUUGGGACUGGAACAGGCUUUGGGAGCAGGCCAGGAAAGCCAGGUUACAGAGUCCCAGUUGCAUUUGGAGCAGGUUAUAGAGGUCUUGGUUACCCCCGUCCAGGCCUCCCCUUGGGAGGCCUUGGAGCAAGAGGCAAACCUUCCAAAGCAGCAGGUUAUGGGGCAGGGCCCAGUGCCAAUGGCUACCCAACAGCAGGAGCACAGCAAGCCUAUCUUGGUGGAGUUGGAGCUGGAGGCUACCCAAGCAAUGGACUCCAGAAUGGAUACGGCUAUGGAGCUGGAGGCAAUGGAUUUCCUGGUGUUGCACCUAAACCAGGCAGAUAUGGAAAUGGUGCCCAGGCUCCUUAUGGCAGUCAAUUAGGAGGCCCUGCUGGGGAUCCCGCUGCUGCCAAAUAUGGAGGAGCAGGACAACUCCCAUACAGUGGGCAGCCGGAGGGUGUUGGCCUGGGAGGAGACUAUGGUGCUGGAAGAUAUGGAGUGCCUCAGAGCCCUUAUGGAGCCCAACCUGGUGGCUCAGGUGGUAUCAGUGUAGACCCAGCUGCAGCUAAAUACGGCAAUGGAAAUGGAAUGGGAUAUAUGAAUGGUGGAGACCUCCAAGCUAAUGGGCUGGGGGCAGGUGCAUAUAGUCCCCUCACAGCAGGGCAAGUACCAGAAGGCUAUGGCAGUCCAUUAGGGCCUGGACAAGCAGUGGGAGGAUACGGAGGGAAAGAAGCAAAGUAUGGAUUGAAUGGAUUUCUGGGAAAUGGAUACAGAGAUCGGUGCGCUUCUGGAAAAUGCUGAGGAACAGUGUUGCUGUGUGGAACUUUCUGCGGCAGGAUUUAGGCAUUCCAGCAACUUUUGGUGCUAAGUGUGAUGACCAACAAACAACUUUUCCAGUAUAAAUGAUCCCAUCUUUCUUUUUCCUGUUUUUAUUAUAUUAGAAACCUUUCGUUUUAAAAGGAGCAAAAUUUUUUACUGUGUUAGCAUGUCAGUGAUCAGUGUUACAGAAAUGGGCAUGUGGAGUUGGAAAUCCCUUUUCUUCCAAAGAGAUGCGACUUACAAAUUCCAUUUCUCUGGAGGUAGCCUAGAAAUUAUUCCCAUCUUAGUGUGCAUCUAGAUACCCAGACACAAGUGUCUUUUCAAUUAAAAAUAAUAAUAA
This is a messenger RNA of Rhineura floridana, 1411 nucleotides long. RefSeq names its product glycine rich extracellular protein 1 (gene GREP1). The record is from RefSeq and is a predicted model, not a curated record. The coding region runs from base 34 to 1053 and encodes 339 amino acids. The transcript has 18 exons. NCBI's taxonomy places the organism in Eukaryota, Metazoa, Chordata, Lepidosauria, Squamata, Rhineuridae.